Lolium rigidum is the source of this 1871-nucleotide messenger RNA. RefSeq names its product UDP-glycosyltransferase 92A1-like. NCBI's taxonomy places the organism in Eukaryota, Viridiplantae, Streptophyta, Magnoliopsida, Poales, Poaceae. The record is from RefSeq and is a predicted model, not a curated record. Gene Ontology annotation, molecular function: UDP-glycosyltransferase activity. Bases 74 to 1507 code for a protein of 477 amino acids. The transcript has a single exon.
AAAUUAGUGCUCAUGCGCAUCAGCAGAGAAGACUAAUAAGCACCACCACUCGGAAGCAAGCGUACCCGCAACCAUGGCCAUGGCCAGCAACAAGCACGUCGUGCUGUUCCCCUUCCCCGGCCAGGGCCACCUCGUCAGCUUCCUUGAAGCGGCCCGCCUCCUCCGCCGCGUCCUCCCCGGCGACGUCUCCAUCACCCUCGUCUCAACCCCGCGCAACGUCGCCGCCCUCCGCGCUUCCACCUCCACGUCGUCCCCAUCGUUGGACAUCAGCUUCCACGCGCUGCCGUUCGUCCCGGCCGACCACGGGCUUCCCGCGGACUGCGAGUCCACCAGCUCCCUCCCGCCCCCGGCGUACCUGACGCUCUUCGAGGCCUUCGAGUCCCUCGAGCCCGCCUUCGACGCCUACAUCUCCCGCCUUGUCGCCGACAACGAGUCCGUCUGCGUCAUCGCCGACGUGUUCGUCGCGUGGACGGUGGGUGUCGCGCGCCGUCGCGGAUGCGCAAACGCCGUCUUCGUGUCGUGCGGCGCGUUCGGCACGGCCAUCCUGCACGCCCUGUGGAAGAACAUGCCGGCGCUGCCUUUCGGCGACGACGGCCUGCUCCGCCUGCCGGAGCACCCGGAGGUGGAGCUCCACCGGUCUCAGAUGUCGGUGGUGUUCCUCUCCAGUCCAUCCCCCGGCAUGGACCGCAUGAUUGCGUUCCACGACCGGCAGAUACAGCACGGGUACCUGACGGACGCGGUGCUGAUGAACACGGUGCAGGAGCUGGAGCCGACCGGGCUGGCCAUGGUGCGCCGCACUCUCGGAAGGCAGGUCCCGGUCUGCUCCAUCGGCCCUCUCGUCCGCGAUGGUUCAGCGCAUGCAGCGACCGACGACGGCGCCGCCGUCAUGCGCUGGCUAGACUCGCAGCCACCGUCGUCCGUUCUGUACAUAUCGUUCGGGUCGCAGAACUCGGUACGCCGGAAGCAGAUGAUGGAGCUGGCAACGGCACUGGAGUCGACCGGGCGGCCUUUCAUCUGGGCCUUCCGGCCGCCGGUGGGGAUCGACCCCAAUAUCGAUGGCGGCGAAGAGUGGCUUCCGGCAGGGUUCGAGGCGCGGGCGCGCGCUGCCAACCGCGGUCUCCUGGUCCACGGAUGGGCGCCGCAGGUGAGCAUCCUCGCGCACGGCUCCACGGGGGCGUUCCUUAGCCACUGCGGGUGGAACUCGGUGCUGGAGAGCCUGACGCACGGCGUGCCCAUCGUCGGCUGGCCGCUCUCGGCGGAGCAGUUCUACAACGUCAAGACGCUGGCGGAGGAGUGGGGCGUGUGCGUGGAGGUGGCGCGGGGGAACCUCGAGAGCUCGGCCGUGGAGAGCUGCAAGGUGGCAGAGGGUAUCGAGACGAUGAUGGGGGCGGAGGUGCGGCGGCGAGUGGCGGAGGUCCAGGAGGUGAUGAAGAGGGCAUGGGCGGAGGACGGCGGGUCGUCCAGGGCGGCGCUGCAAGAGUUCUUGGCAGCCAUGCGCUUGCACUGAGCGCUUGAUUUUAUUUUCUUCCGUCCUCUGGUUGCUGGGAAUUAUUUUCUCUGGUGUUUUACAGUUUCUUGGGAAUAUUUUAAUCUUUUUUUUUUUGCGAAACGGGAAUCUGUUAAUCUUGCGAUGCAUGCCGACAUAGCAGUGAACUGAUGACGGUGACACGACCUUUCUGCGUACUUGGGAGUUAGGACCAGUGACGUCGAAAUGGUCCCGUACGGGCGUUUUCUGCGAACACUUGUGUGCACCCAGUGGACUCACCCGACAAUUAUCUUUUGCCAGAUCUCGUUUUGUAUCUUGUUUGAUGGAACGAAAUAAAACAUUGAUGGCAAAUUGGCAGUCCUAAUAUUAGCCCGACAACUUUUUU